Rotaria sordida is the source of this 276-nucleotide messenger RNA. The record is from the annotation of a GenBank genome assembly. Lineage: Eukaryota; Metazoa; Rotifera; Eurotatoria; Philodinida; Philodinidae.
AUGAUUGAUGAAAGUACAGUUGAUAUUGUUAUUAAUUAUUUUCAAAGAUCAUUUAUGUGUAAUGAUGAAUAUAUAAAUAUUAUCGAAAAUAUUAAAUUAAGUAAAAGAGUAGCAACAUUAGAUGAAUCAAAUCAAUCUCAAAAUAUUCCAUCAUCAUCAACUAAUGUCAAUAGUGAUUAUCUUAAUAGACUUCUAUCUAUUCUUGAUCGUUUAAUAAGUAAUGGUUUUCAUGGUCCAUUAAAUUGUCAUUUUAAAUUUAAAACUUAUCGUUUUUAA